Molecule: messenger RNA, 1212 nt
Organism: Galendromus occidentalis (western predatory mite)
Lineage: Eukaryota; Metazoa; Arthropoda; Arachnida; Mesostigmata; Phytoseiidae
Product: glutamate-gated chloride channel-like
Exons: 5
Coding region: 1-1212 (403 amino acids)
Biological process (GO): monoatomic ion transmembrane transport
Cellular component (GO): membrane
Molecular function (GO): extracellular ligand-gated monoatomic ion channel activity; transmembrane signaling receptor activity
Source: RefSeq, a predicted model, not a curated record
AUGCGGAAUAGGUUUUUGAACGUUUUCUUAGUGAUAUUUCCCUCGUGUCUGGGUGAUUGUGUUCAGGAUUCGAUUGAUGUGCUCGUAUUGGACUGCAUUCUCGAGGGUUACGACGUCUCGAAAGGGCCCGAGACCGACUCGCUUGUGAACGUUUCGAUGUUUGUGGAAUCGAUCGCGUCUUCCGAAGAAACGAGCCUCGACUAUAGCUUUCGUAUUCAGCUGAUACAUCACUACAUCGAUGAGAGACUCCAAUACGAUCCUGGGAAUAACAGCGUACUACAAGGUCUGAAUGCGUGGUAUCAUCUCCAUCGGAUAUGGAGACCCUUCGUUCUGGUCAUCGAGAACAGAAACAUUCUAGACUUCAAUCCUGCUGACGAUACGAUGCGGGUUUGGCCAACGGGGCUUGUAGAGUACACACGAUCGCUGGACCUCGAUCUCUCCUGUCGCACACUCCUCGAUGUGUUCCCCUUCGAUUUCCCCGUGUGCAUGAUGACCAUGACGGUAUCCGGCUUCAGCGAAAACGACGUGAAACUCAAUUGGACGGACAAGGACCUUCCGAUGAUGAGCACAUUCUUUUACAAUGCCUAUCCCGUGAGGUACACUUUAUCGGCGUGUCGCCCCGAGGAAGUCGACGUUUACAACGCCACAUGCCUGAAGAGCAUGAUAUUGUUUACACGCGAUCGUGGAUCCUAUUGGGUUACGGUCUUUAUUCCGGGCUUCAUACUGGUCACUUCAUCCUUCAUGGCUUUCUGGGUCUCAAUAAGAUGCGUCCCUCCAAGAGCAAUGAUAGGGAUGACUAAUCGUCUGACCUUCCUUUCCGCGGCGAGCUCGUUCAGGAAUCAGCUACCCAUGGUUUCGAACUUGGAGGCAUUGAACAUUUGGGACUCUGUAUCAAUCUUAUUCAUCUACGUCAGCCUACUGGAAUUAAUUAUCGUCGACCAUUUGCAACGCCACCCGAGAGACGGCCAGGAGACCGACUCGGAAUUCCGCCGGAGAGAGUUGCAGCGCGCCGAUCUCACUCAUUGGGAUCGCUUCUGUUUAUACUUCCGAAAACCAAACGCGGAGAUCGGUGCCGAUAUUGAUGCUUGGUGCCGUGGAGUAUUCCCGGUUCUCUAUUUUUUCUUCAUCAUAGGCUAUUUCAUAACUUUCCAUGGUCACUACGGAUACAAUACUGACUACACCUACGAUACAUUCGAGGCGCUCAUCAGCUAA